AUGGUGGCGUCCUCGCUGCCGGUGACGAGCAGGCCCUGCGCCUCGCGCACCGCCAUGCUGGUGAUGCGCAUGGUGUGGGGCUUGGUGGUCUGCACGAGGCACAGGAAGUCGUCGUCGCGGGCCGCCUCCCCCGCCGCCUCGCGGUUCUGCAGCGCCACCACCGCCACGCGCACCAGCCCGUCCGCGCCGCCGCACACCACCACGUCGCCCGUCGGCUCCACCUGCGCGCCACGCCCGCCCGCUCCCAGUCAGCGCAGGUCCCAUUCAAAACUAAAUACGUCAAAUAGUGACAUAACAAUAAAUCUAUCUCUGUACGAGCCGGAUCCCACGGCCACGAUAUGCUGCAGUAGGCGAGACGCCAAUACUUGCAUGAAAAUUGCGAUGUCCGAAAGGAUAGGAAUGACUCCACAGCAGGGAAGUGUGGCGGCAUUGCACUACUGCGGCCACACGCACCUGCGCUGCAAAGCACUGCUCACUUUUUCAGAUCGCCAAUAUGCCCAAAACAAAACAGUAAGCGUAAUAGUCGUACUCUUACGAGCUAACAACCUUCAAAAUAAUUCUCCAAGGCCUUUACACAUCUUUGCCAACGAUGAGGAAGGCAGUGCAUCCAUCCAAGCAAUGAAAAAAAUAGUGAAGUGUCUCGUUAAAGUAUCCAAAAUGCCGGAAGAAGGGGCAGAGGGCACGACCGCUGGUCCAUCCAGUGGAGAUGCUGCACCAAGAACAUCAGUUUCAAAGAGCCAUAAGAUGAGUGCAAAACGUGUACCAAGUCGCAUUGAACAGUCUGUUGACGUUGGAGGCGAUGAUAUUGACUCCUGGCUGAAAGCAAAAACUGUCCUGAAACCAGAAGACCAACUGGAGUUAACUGAUGUGGAGUUGAAAGAAGAACAUCCACGUGUUUUGGUUCAAGGAAAUCCUCAGACUCCGUUAAAUGUUGUUGAAUUUAGUUAUAAAGAAAGAAGUUAUGUUACUAUUCCAGCUCCUCCUCCUCUUCAGCUGUUAUAUGAAUUACAAGGGAUUGCUCUUAAUAUGUAUUCAGAUGAAGCACAGGGGGUCAGACAAUCAAUUAUGGAGGACAUAGCAGUAGAGGAGGAGGAGGAGGAGGAGGAAGAAGAAGAAGGGGAGGGUGAAAUGUUACCAGAGGGUGAGGGUGAAGAAGGUGAAGCAGAGGAAGAUGAAGAGGAGGAGGAAGGAGAUGAAGGACAGAGAGAAGGAGAUGAUGAUGAAGGUGAAGAAGAAAUUCAAAAACCAAAGAAAAUUACCAACAUGUUCAAUUUUUGUGAGCGACCAGCCCAGACUUUCAUCCGUUUCAAGAGAGCCAUGGAGACUCAGACGCUUCCUGCCUCUCGGCUCCCAAUGGGAGAUCAGGUUACUCAGUACAUAAUAUAUGAUUCCUAUGAAAAGGACUUUGCAGCAAAGGAAGAGGAAAAGGAGAGAGAGAGACUUGCGAAAGAACGAGCAGUUCCUACCGGGCUGGCCACUGCUGCAGAAGCUCCAGUUUUGCUGCAUAAGAAAGAGAAGAAAAUUACAGAUUUUGAAAUCAUCUCUAAAAAGAUGGUUAAUUCUGCAAAAACGCUAGAAAGAAUGGUUAAUCAAAACAUCUUUGAUGGUGUAUCGCAAGAUUAUAGAAAUUAUGAAGAUCCUGCAGAUGAUCUCCGGGAGAAAGAAGGCACACUUCUACCUUUGUGGAAAUUUUCAUAUGAGAAAACAUUUAAAAGUGCUCCAGAUGGUGCUGUGUGUCUUUAUACUUUGAAGAACCCAUCCUACCCUGAUUACAUAUGUAUGGUAGAUUAUGUGGUUUUGUGCAUAGACAUUCACCCCCAACACCCUCAUUUGUUUGUAAUUGGAAAAUCAGAUGGGAAUGUGGCUGUAUACAAUGUUCUGUUGGCAACAAGUGAACCACAGUUCAAAAGCAAUUCAGUGAAAUACAAACAUGGAGGUAUUGUUUGGCAGGUGAAGUGGGCAGCUGACUGGCCGGAUGGAGAGAUGGUCUUCUACUCCAUCUCUGAUGACGGCUUCAUAUUUCAGUGGGUCAUUACAUCAAUGGGUAUGACAGAAAGCAAAGUGAUGCCCAUUGACCUUGACAUCCCCCCAUGCCCUGGACCUGAGGGAACCAGUGUGCGCCUCAAAGGUUGUGGAAGAACUAUGUGUUUCCAUCCAACAGAUCCUCUUAUCUGUUUAAUUGGAACUGAAGAGGGAUUUAUUCACAAAUGCAACAUCACUUAUGCAUCAAAUUAUCUGUUCACUUAUGCAGCACAUCGAUUGCCUGUGUACAAGAUUAAUUUCAACAAAUUUAACUCUGAUAUAUUCAUCUCUUGCAGUGCUGGUUGGGGUAUAAAAAUGUGGGAAGAUUGUCGAGAAAACUUUGAUUCUUUUUUCUCUUCUCUAUCUCAUGUAACUGCCCAAGCACCAUGUACUUUGAACUAUGGAACAGGAUGCCCUCUUUCUGGCUGGUUUCCUCCUAUGGAGGAAUGUAAGAAAGCAAAUACCCCAGAGAUAAAUGGAGAACAGGAGGUAGACAUUGGAUAUGUGGUUGAAAUUUCAUGCCAAGAGAAAAACACUUCUGAAUUUCCUUUCACAAUUGAAGAUAAACAAAAUGUUGACAUGUGUAGUUCAGCAAAACCAUUGCCAUCUAUUGAAAAUAAAUUUAAUUUGAGAGUAUUUGUGGGAAAUCUUAGUCAGGAAACAGAUGUAGCUGGUGUGAAAGAAUUGUUUACAAAACAUACUGAAAUACUUGAAGACGAAAUAGUUGAUGCAAGCAUGUUGUGGAAAGUAAAGAAAGAUGAUAAUGAUUUGAUAUUUACUUUCGUAGAGUUUGCUAAUGAACAUGCUUUUCAAACAGCUUUAAAAUUAAACAAUUUUCUUCAAAAUGGUCAAAAUUUACUUGUUCUUCCAUCUGUGCAAACUCAUUUUGGCCUUUUCCACAUGGAAAAAACAAUAAAAGAAGAUGAAGAAACAGAAAAAAUAGAAGAAAAGAACAAAAUUACAGAAGAUGACAAACAUGAAGGAACACAGAAAUUUGAACAAGUGGAAGAAAUUAGAGAUAGUAUUGACAAAGAUAUAAACAUGAAGUGUGUUUUUAACAGUGAAUACAUUCCAGAUUAUAAAAGGAGUGGGCAUGUAGCAGAAAAAAUGGAAGAAACAGACAAAAUCACAGAAAUUGAUAAACAAGAAGAAACACAAAAAUUUGAACAUGUAGAAGAAAUUAGAAAUAGUACCAAAAAAGAAAUAGAGGGAAAUACGAAGUGUGCCGAUAACAGUGAAUACAUUCCAGUGUAUAAAAAGAGUGGGCAUGUAGCAUAUUUAAAACAUCUACCACCAGAUGUAACAGAAGAUGAAGUCCUGCAGCUGUUCAAUUUUACUCGUAAUGAAGUAGUGGAUAUUUCUGUCCUUAAAUUUAGUCGAGGGAAAAAAUCAAAUAGUAAACGCUCAGAAGUAAGGGCUGUAAUUGCCUUUCCAUCAGAAGAAAAUUUGGAGAAGUGCCUUGCUCAAUCGCAGAAACCAUUUCGAAAUCUUUGGGUUGUUGCUGAAAGACAUGGAAUGGCAAAGAGUACUUUAGGUGAUAAACGAUCCUUCAGCCCCAAUGUCUCUAAUGAUUGUACUGAGACUAGUUCAUCUCCAAAACGGCAAGCCAUCAGUGAUGUGUCUGAAAAAGAUAUUGUCUCCACAGAUAAACUAGAGCUUGACUUGUUUGUGAAACACAUCAAUUGGAAUGUUUCUGAUCGCAUUAUACGAGACUUUUUUGCCAGUGUUGGGGCUAAAAUUCAAGGAAUGAUGCAACUUGGUGAUCCAGGAAUUAAAGGUCGAGGCAUGUGCUUUGUUACAAUGGAAGACAAAGAGUCCCUUCUGAAGGGUCUUGCCCUAGAUGGAGUAGUAUUUUUAGGUAACAAAAUCAAAGUGAGUAUUCGCAAAGAUCGGAAGUUUCUUUUGAAGCCAGUCGAAGAUGAAAUGCCUCCAAACUAUAGUACAUUUAUUGCAAAACUUCCAGUUAAGAAAAGUGCUGAAUCUCUAAAAUCUGCUCUGAGUAAGUUCCUCAAAAAAGCUGAUUGUUCUGUAAAAAAUAUGUUUAUCCCUCUGGCUGACAAUCACUCAGGCAAUCGAGGUUAUGCCUUUGUAACUUUUGAAGAUGAAAAAUCUUUGACAAAAGCUUUGGAAUUUAAUGAUUCAGAAAUUCAAAUUUUUGAUGGUUCAGUGAAAAUUACAGUUUCAAACCAUUGGCCUGAAAAUUUGAAGGGAAUAAGAGACUCAGUUUUAAAAAAUAAAGAUCAAGAUUGUAAAAGAAGUUUUGAAGGUGACCAAGAGUCUUCAAAAAGUGGAAAACAACAUAGACGUAGAAGAAAAGCCCCUUCUCCCUAUCGAGGAACAGUUUAUAAGAGUCAAAGAGAAGGUUCAAAAAAAUAUACUAUGCUAGGUUCCAGUGCUGUUGAAUACCCUCUAAACCGGCAGCAAGGGUUUUCAAACUAUAAUUCCUAUGACUCUGACUAUAUUGCAUAUCUUGAUUAUCUUGAAUUCCGUGAUUAUGUGGCUAAGAAAAAAGGUUACAAUUUUUCUGACUAUAAUGCUCACCAACAACUAGGAAGCAAAGAUGAAUUUCAUCAGAAGCAGAAAGUUUGCCAAUCUUAUUUACCCCCUGUGUCACAAAGUUAUUUUGGUACAAAUGUCACUAGAACAUACCAGGAACCAACAUUGAAAUCCAGUGAGAUGAGCAGGGAGAGCAGAUGGCGAAAUUAUUCUUCAAAUAUUUCAUCAAGAUGUGGAAGUGAUGUUGGAUACAAUUUACCUCUGACUGCACCUUCAACUGAUGUCGAAUGGGCUCCAUAUUCAAGUACAGUGUUUGGAGCUGCAACUUCUGAUGGGAGAGUUCAUAUAUUUGAUGUAAAUGUUGAUAAAUAUAAUCCAAUAUGUUCUCAACAAGUUGUAUCAAAAAAGCGCAACAAAUUAACAAAAUUGGCUUUCAAUUCCUAUCUCCCUUUCAUUGUGGUUGGUGAUAUCAGGGGAGUUAUAUUGAGUUUGAAAUUAUCUCCGAACUGCCGUAAGAAAGUGAAACCACCUAAAAAAGGUCCUCAGUUGACAAAUACUGAACUUGAAGUCAAUAAACUUACUACUAUUUUGUCUCAUGUUCGUGAAGAUAAGCAGUUGGUGCCCCCUCCAGACAGAGAGCGUGCCGAAGAAGAAGAAGAAGCAAGGCACCAUGGAUAACGUAAUCUUGAAAUAUGUUCAGUAUUUUUAGUAUUUUGUAACAUGUGCUAUACAAUUUUGUUAUAAAUGUAUUCCAAAAGGAUGCAAUGCAGCUUAAUGUGUAGCAUAGAAAAAGAAUAUUCCAAAGUCAAAAUGGUGUGAAAUAUUAAUUUCAAUUUAAUAAAUACAUUUCUUCUAAAUACAUUCAUCACAAACAAAUAAUUUGAUGAACCAACUUAUCUGACAGACAGUUCAGGGAGAUAUGUUGCUGAAAAGAGUAAAACACUCAUUAAGAAGUAGAAACCUAGCUUUUUCAGUAAAAUGACGAAGCAGUGAUAUUCAAAGUGUGUAAUGUGUUGGAUCCACACAUCACAUUUUUGAAAAUGGAUAUUAAAUUUUUAAAAACUUGAAUUUUGAACUGUUGAUCAUCUUGAAAUUCGGUAUAAAGAAUAAAAGUUGUGUUGCAGGAAAAUUUUCAUUCUUAUUUUAGUUCAUUUUAAAACCUCUUUAGUCAACCAAGUUUCAAGGUUUGAAGGACCUUUAGGAAUAACGUAUUUCUGGCUCAACAUAUUUAAAAUGCAAACAAUUAGACACAUUUCA
Molecule: messenger RNA, 5775 nt
Organism: Gryllus bimaculatus (two-spotted cricket)
Lineage: Eukaryota; Metazoa; Arthropoda; Insecta; Orthoptera; Gryllidae
Source: the annotation of a GenBank genome assembly